AUGGCUAGACAGAACUUCGUUGGUUUGGUCAUUUCCCAAGGUAAAAUGAACAAGACCGUCAAGGUCAGAGUUCAGUCCACGGGUUACGACAAGAGAGUCCACAAGGAAGUGUUGAAGAGAAAAGACUACUUGGUUCACGAUUCAGGUAACCUCUGUAAAGAAGGCGAUAUCGUCAGAAUUGAAUCGAUUCCUAAAAUGACCGAGAGAAAGUACUUUGCUAUUGCUGAAAUCAAGGUCAACAAGGGUCAGCAGUUUGCCCAGUACCAGGAGUUGGCCAAGAAGCAGGUUGCCAAAGAAGAAAAGGCCAAGAUCGAAGAGUUCCUCAACAGAAGAAACGAGCUCAGCAACGUCAUCAAGAAGGUCGAAGACUUGAAGCAGCUAGAUCAAAUAUCAAAGAGUUUCCAGAAGGCUACUGAAGAACAGAGACCAGACCUUCUCAAGCAGAUCACCGAUAUCAAAGAAAGGUACAACAUCAAGUCAUGGCCUUCUACAGAAGAAGUGCUCCCACUAGCGGUCAACGAGGCCGCCAAGGACCUCAGCAUUGUCGACAACAGAUUGGCCAACAUCCGUGUCAUCCUAGACAAGUUGAUGAGCCAGGACUACAAGAGCCAGAGACUGGAGAUCUUGGCCCAGAUCGGUAGAGGCAGUGAAGAAGAGUUGAAGCCUAAUGUCAUGAAGAACAUGUUGAGGAAAUGGGUCAUGAACCCUAGAAACGAUGUCCCUGUCUCUCUCUAG
Candidozyma haemuli is the source of this 735-nucleotide messenger RNA. RefSeq names its product mitochondrial 37S ribosomal protein uS17m. The record is from RefSeq and is a predicted model, not a curated record. Gene Ontology annotation, biological process: translation. Gene Ontology annotation, molecular function: structural constituent of ribosome. Lineage: Eukaryota; Fungi; Ascomycota; Pichiomycetes; Serinales; Metschnikowiaceae. Gene Ontology annotation, cellular component: ribosome; mitochondrion. The transcript has a single exon. Bases 1 to 735 code for a protein of 244 amino acids.